CAGCUCUCCUAGUGCUGAAUCAUCACGAUCAGCCUGUACAUGCUCGUCUAUCUGAGAGCCGUCGGUCGCUUGUACAACCACGCCGAAACGACCAACCGGAGAUUUCAUAAGCGCACAGACAAAGGGGAGGGUUGCCGUUACGUGCUGUUGUCACGCUUUAAAAAAAGAAGCCAUGUGUCGGAAUUACCGGGAGCAGCUCGCGUAGAGUUCGAGAGCAAAGUGGGCUGUUGAUAUGGCCGGGGAUUCCCCAUGUUUUGAGGCUAAUAAACGGCUAGAUAUUUUGAAAGGUGAAAGUAGCCGGUGAGCCGUCGAGUAACGCGGGCGUAGAGACAACUUAUAGCGGCAGAGAGCUCGUAUAAACCCCGGUAACAACACAUAGCUAUUCCCGGUGUCCGAGGUGCUGAAACGGCGGCGAACACCAACAGCAGCGGGGUUGGACAUUUAAACUGAAGCCGAGACGCGACCGUUGACAAGUCGACUUCGUUUGCUGCUUCUUGAACAGGUCUGUUCAGAAGAGCAAGGCUCUUGUGGCAUGACGACGACUAAUAAAGGAAAUAAAGCCUUGAAGGUGAAGCGGGAGCCUGGGGAGAAUGGUACCAGCCUGACAGAUGACGAGCUGGUUACCAUGUCGGUGCGGGAGCUGAAUCAGCACCUGCGAGGGCUCUCGAAAGAAGAGAUCCUGCAACUAAAACAACGGCGGCGCACCCUCAAGAACCGUGGCUAUGCUGCCAGCUGCCGCGUAAAGCGCGUCACGCAGAAGGAGGAGCUGGAGAAGCAAAAGGCCCAGCUGCAGCAGGAGGUGGACAAACUGGCCAAUGAGAAUGCUUCGAUGCGCGUUGAGCUGGAUGCCCUGAGGUCUAAGUACGAGGCAUUACAGACCUUCGCUAGGACUGUGGCACGGAGCCCGACUGUGGGGGUUGGGGUCAGGGCUGGGGGGGGAGGAGGAGGGGGAGGGGUGGCGUCUUCAGUCAUCGGGCCACUCAUACCGGGGAAGGUGGCAACAGCGACAAGCGUGAUUACAAUAGUGAAGUCAAAAACAGAUGCACGGUCUUGAAGGAGGGGCAGAUACACGUGGGUGGAUCAGGACGGAGUUCAGCUGCAUCAGAGUAAUCCUCUCCCUCUGCUGGCCACCUCUCCUCUACCUGCACUGACUUAAAACAGCUGGGCGGAUAUGAUCAAAUCGCCUUAGCACGUUGCUGUAACCUAUCUCCCAUCAGUGCGGGUAAAGGAAAGGAGGGAGGCAGAGGAACAUUCUUGAGACUAUUAGAACGCAGCCCUUGGUCAGCGCAUGAUCAUUUAGCACAGGACAGACACACAGGGUUCCUACGGUCAUAGAAGGCCUGGAAAUGUCAUAGAAUUGGAAUAGUAUGUUUUCCAGGCCGGGAAAAUUGGUUAACAAAAUGUAAAUGCCCCCAAAAAGAUUAGCAAAUAUCAUGCAAUGUUGUUCACAGUUGCCAAUUCAGUCAAGUGCUUGGUGUCAAGUUAGACUGCCAGUAGAUGUAGGCAUCUGUUAGUGAAUAAUGAUCCAAUUACACAGUUGCACACUACAUCUGAAGUGUUAGUUUGACCCAGCCAAACCAAGACAUGGGACAUUGAAUCAGCUACACCAACAAAAAUAAUCAGUUUUCAAAAAUAUUGCAUCCAUUGUUAUUGGAAAGGAUGGUAUAGAUUAGUGAGAUGGAUUAGUCAUGGAAAAGUCACUGGAUUUGUGGAAAAAAAAUGUUGGGACCCUGGUUAUAAUUGCACCAUAAAAAUUCCAAAAGAAUAUAACAGAUUUCAUGUGACCUACAAAUUUCACGGUCUACAAAGAAGUCCCAUGUUGCUCCACCAAGCCAAGAACAGCUGAAUAACUUUUUCAGAAAAAUACUAUAGAAAAUAUAUAUUACACAAUGGUGGUAACUGUAUUUCUACUGUUUUGUACUGUGUUGUCAUUCACAUGAGGUCCAAAGUGUAUUCUCUGUGUGUGAAUUGUUAUAUAUCAGGAAUUCUGUGAAAUUCUGUGGUGCGUGUUUGUUUUGGUAUUGCUAUAUUUAGUUAGCUGUAUUUUUUUAUACAGUCUCUCACUUUCUCUGUCCAACUCUCUCUCUCUUUCUCCUCUCUGUCCUUCCGUUUUUCAAUUCCAACUGGCUUCCGUUAUUAGAUACUUCCAAGAUACUUCUACAGGAAGAGGAAAAAGGCAAUUGAUAUUUACAGGAAAAAAACAACACCACAGAAUGGUACUUUAUCUGAAAGUGAAUAGAAGUGAAUGCAAGUCAUUGACCUUGUCUUAGUACGUGAGAAUCUUCAGGGAAACGGUCAUUUGAACACCAGGGCUGAAUUAAGAUGAAGUUGUCUUCUCUAUCUUGAGUUCCUCUCAAGGUAUUUUGAAGAAAUUGUGGAUGGGCAAGUGCCUUGGUCUCCUGCGAUAUGCAUCAAGAAAUCAAGAGGACAUGAGGAGGAAUUGUGGAAGGAGGGUGGAGACUCAAAGCAGGUGUCUGUUGACUUGUGCUCAUACCUGUGCUUAAUGGGAUACACUGACCAAUCAGGAAUCAGGUUGUGGCAGCAUUUAGCUAUUGCUGUGUAUUGUUGUAACAGCUGUGUAGUAGCCAUCAGGAUUAUAAUAACACCCAUUUAUGUGACUUGGCAGUUAGAAACAAAACACUUAGGGACACAAAAUAGUUUGCAAAACAGGAGCUCAUUACUUUUUUUUUUUUUUUUUCCCUUGGACAGAAUCAGCUGUUUUAGCCAAAUUACUCAUUUGGUUCAUUUGUUUGUGAAUUUCAUUAGCCUGUGGCUCAGAGACUUAGGUUAUUAUACCAACAGAGAGAUUUUUCCUUCAAAUCAAAGUGGUUUACCUGUUGCAUUUCUUUUGCUUUUAACCACAGAGCUCACCUGUUGUGCAAAUACGAUCGACAAUGACAUUUCAACUGUCAAAAGCAAAGACAUGAAAAAUUAUCGACUGAAUUUCCAGUCACACAAAUGGGUGUCAUUUCCCAUGAGCUUUACCAUAAAACUAGUCUUAUAAUAUGUGGUGUUCUAUACUAAAGGAUCUUUGUCUAUGUAUGGUAGAGUCUGGAAUUUUAUAAAGACAAUUAUCUUUGCAUUGUUUGUAACAACCUGUAAAAAAGGUAUAACAAAAUCUGUUUGAUAUAGCUCUCUCUAUUUUGCAAUUGUACCAAAAGUGGCUUAACUAUUGAAGUCAAUAGCUUUGUUUCUCUCUAGUGACUAGGCACGUGUGUGUAACCGUGGACUAGCGUGUGGUGUGCUGUGUAGGUAUACAAUGAGGUAACUGUAAUGUUCACUAUUUCAUGGAUGUGACGUUAAUCCUUGUUUGAUUUCAGGCCGAAGUGGGUGAUGACACCAUGGGCAACAACUGCACUCUUUUCUCUUUUCUCAUAAGAUCUUUGUCCUUCCUGCCCCAGUAUUCAGCUCCAGCAGUGGAGAUGUGUUAGAUCAUAUAUUUGUCCACCUGCAAUCUGCACUUACUGAUCAUUUGUAAAUUUUAAUUGAGAUGUGAUAAAUUUAUGUGAUCAGGCACAUUUUCUGAAUAGGGCUUUGGUGCUUCAUUUUGCUCUUUGUAAUAUUCAAGGAUCGUUAUUGCAGAUAAAAUGACCUAUUAGUUAAGGAAAUGGGGAUGGAUAACCUUGCAAGCCAGAUGAUUUGCGUGUUCAGGUCAUUUGGCAUGCAAGGUUAAAAGGACAGUGAAGGAAUACUCACAUAAUGAGCCGACAUGGCUGCAUCACCCUCGCAACUUUAAGAAGUUAUUUUUGUGGUGUGUGACUUGGAUAUUUUGUUUUUUCUGUGUACAUUUUCUAUCUAUGUAUAUUUAAUGCUGAUCGUAUUUUGUUUUUCUACUGUUCUGUAAAUGCCAGGGAAGUGAAACCAUUUUGCUAAUAUAUGUGCUGUUUUGUGGAAGAGAGCACCUCUGUUAUGACAUUGCUAUUUUCAUGGCUUGUCUGUGAAAAGAGUGAGGUUUUACCCAAUUUGUGAAGGCCUCAAAUUGUUUUGUUAACCAAGGGGAACCUGAUUUGGAAGGAGUCAUUCACUGAAAUAGAUGUAAUUUACAAUGAUAAAACAUUACAUUUUCACAGCCUUUUACCUGAACUACUAAUUUCCACUGUGAAGAAAAAGAGGUUUAGCUAGCCUACUGCUGUGCAGUUAUUCAGAUUGGCAAGCCGCGUCUUCAUCUGUACCUUUAUAUUAAUCUAAAAUUCAAACGGGAGGGGGAUGAUGGGGAUGUGGGUUUGAGGUAUAAAAAUACAAAACCCUUGCACUGAUAACCAUUUGCAGGUUCAAUCAACCAUGAAACUACAGAGCUACAAGUGUCAGAAAUGUCAAGUGAAAAUGACUGAUGGAACGCUUUUAUCUCUAAACACUGGAAUACACUCAUCUGGUAUCUAGCUAUAAGCAACUAUAGGUACCACACACAUACAUAGUAUAUUUAUGUAUGUGAUGUGAUAUAUGUUUUAAAAGAUUUACCCUGUUUUGUAUGGGCAGAAUGCUUUUCUUUGAUUGGUGAUCUGUGAAAUUGUUUUGAUGGAGUUUUCCAUGUAAUCUCUUUCUCUUCCACUUUGUUGCUUUCUGUCAGUCUUUACAUCUGCUUUUCUAAUGAUGUUAUUGUCCUGUUUUUGACUGGCAAGUCCUGUGGUAUGUGGUCAUGUGGUUAAAAAAAAAAAGAGUGAAAAAAAAA
Molecule: messenger RNA, 4669 nt
Organism: Myripristis murdjan (pinecone soldierfish)
Lineage: Eukaryota; Metazoa; Chordata; Actinopteri; Holocentriformes; Holocentridae
Gene: mafgb
Product: v-maf avian musculoaponeurotic fibrosarcoma oncogene homolog Gb
Exons: 3
Coding region: 533-1054 (173 amino acids)
Biological process (GO): regulation of epidermal cell differentiation; regulation of transcription by RNA polymerase II
Cellular component (GO): nucleus
Molecular function (GO): DNA-binding transcription factor activity, RNA polymerase II-specific; RNA polymerase II cis-regulatory region sequence-specific DNA binding
Source: RefSeq, a predicted model, not a curated record